This is a messenger RNA of Physella acuta, 1289 nucleotides long. Its product is annotated as sushi, von Willebrand factor type A, EGF and pentraxin domain-containing protein 1. The record is from RefSeq and is a predicted model, not a curated record. Lineage: Eukaryota; Metazoa; Mollusca; Gastropoda; Physidae.
UCUGGCAUCGCUUGGACAAUGCGAGCUGGACACAGAGAACAUGCUCGUGGACUGUCCGAGAGUGUGCAAGAACCCGUGUGCUUGUCAGGGAGUGGACACACAGGACAAAAGGUGCGAUUGUUUAGUACAGGCGAAGGAAGGAUAUUGCUACGACACAGAGGCAAUGGUCGACUGUCUGACAACAUGUACUAAAGUUUUAGAAGUGCAGUGCCCGGUACCCCCGCUGCCACAAGACCCUAACGCCCAUCUGUCUACCUACCUCCACGGGUACCUGGCGAACGUCACAGAGGUCUGCAACGAUGGCUACGUGCCUGAAAAUCCAAGAAACAUGGGGAUGAUUUUCUGCUUGAGCGAUGGCACUUGGAAAAAAGACUUAACACACGGUCCCUCGGUUAAGUGUAUAGCCAUAGACUGUCACAGUCCACCAGACUCAGCCCAUACGAUCAUCGAGGUGACCGACACAACGGUGACUCACACGGCCAACUAUACCUGUGACACAGGCUACCUGCCCACGUCAGGUGAACCAACACUCACCUGUGGGCUAGACGGGCAGUGGUCAGGGAGUGUCCUCACCUGCAUAGUGAUUGACUGUGGGGCCCCUCCCACAUCAUCCCACGCCAUCAUCGUCGUGACCAACACCACCUACAACCACACGGCCAACUACACGUGUGAGGCAGGUUACCUGGGUACACCAGAACGCUCCACCCUCACCUGUGAACUUGAUGGCCAGUGGUCAGGGGAUGUUAUUACAUGCACAGAAAUCGACUGCCACGCGCCGCCGAGCUUCCCCAACACUGCGCUGGACGUGUCUGGCACCACGUACAAACAACAGGCAGACUACACCUGUCUACCUGGCUACACCAGCCCACAGGGUCAAGGGUCACUGGUCUGUGAGUCGGACGGGCAGUGGACAGGAGCUAACCUCACCUGCACACCGGUUGACUGUCUAAGUCCGCCUGACUCAAGUCAUGCAGUCAUAGACGUGACCAACACGACCUACGGACACACGGCCAACUACACCUGUCAACUUGGGUACACCGGGGUACCAGAACGUUCCAGUUUAACCUGUGGACCGGAUGGGCAGUGGUCUGGGACUGUUGUCACCUGUGAAGAAAUCGACUGCCGAGACCCUCCAGCGUCUCCUAACGCCGUCAUCGGUGUGAGCGCCACAACGUACGGUCAAACCGCCAACUACACGUGUGAGACGGGAUAUGUGAGCACACCUGCACGCGCGACACUCACCUGCGGACAGGAUGGCCAGUGGUCAGGAAGUGCCGUGUCCUGCAUUG